AUGGGAGUGUGCAAGGUGUCCGGUACUUCAACUGCCCGCCAAGCACUGCCUCUUCGCGCGGGCACAGAAUCUCCUGCGGAUUCAUGCCCCACACCCUGCAGAGCCUGCGGCCUCGGUGCCCGACACACCCGAAGCCCUGAGAAAGGUGCCACGCCGCGACCGCGAGCGUCCUACGCCUUGUCCGUGCGGAGAGGACGCAGGACAGUGCUUGGCCCUGGUCUGCUCACGCCUCCAUCCGCAGGCCGAUGUCCUCCGAAAGGAGCUAGCUGCGGCGGUGGAGACCACGACUUUGUUAGGCUGCGGCACGUCCUGCCGCAGGCCUCCAGGCGUGUAGACUUCCGCGAGGUGGAGAGCGGCUGGAAGCUCUGGGACUUCGAGUUCUGCCGCCUGCGGGAUGCAGAGGCUCUACAUGACAAGUUCUUCAAGCAGAUGAAAGACAUCGAGGAGGUGCGAUGCCUCCACAUGGAGGAAAUCCAGAAGGAGAUGCGGAGGGGCCUCACCGAACUGCGCAGCGAGGUUGAAGGUCUGCGCGGGUUCCAGUCCCUUCGCGACACGCUGGCCGCGUCGCUGCAGCCAAUUCUCGAUGAGCUUUCCGAGCUCCGGGAGGCGGUUGUCACCCAGGUUCAACCGAGCAAGGUGGCUGCAUGCAACGUCGACAAGGUUCAUCGGGAGGAGCACGAAAGGCAGCAGGAGGAAGCGGCCACCAAGAUCCAGGCGGUCCACCGCGGCAACAUGGCGCGGAAGGAUGUGCAGGACCAGCAUGGCCAAGCGAUCCCCAAGAUCGAAGUCAAAGAGGCGCCAAAACAGCAGCAGGAGGAAGCGGCCACCAAGAUCCAGGCAGUGCACCGCGGAAACGUGGCGCGGAAGGAGGGGCACCACAGGCAGGAGAAAGCGGCCCAAAAGAUUCAGGCGGACCAGGACCCACAGAAGCAUGAGGAGGACGCGGCCACCAAGAUCCAGGCAGUUCACCGCGGGAACCUCGCGCGGAAGGAGCACGACGCGCAGCAGAAAGAAGCAAAGCAGGUCCAGGCCAAUACCGGGCUCACCAUGCUGUGCUGUCACGUCCCCCUUCACGUGGCCUGGGUUCUUUUUUCCGUUUGUCUCGAGGAGGAACAAGACCGGCAGCAGGAGCAAGCGGCCACCAAGAUCCAGGCGGUCCAUCGUGGGAACGUCGCCCGCAAGGAGCACGACGCGCAGCAGAAAGAAGCAAAGCAGGUCCAGGCCAAUACCGGGCUCACCAUGCUGUGCUGUCACGUCCCCCUUCACGUGGCCUGGGUUCUUUUUUCCGUUUGUCUCGAGGAGGAACAAGACCGGCAGCAGGAGCAAGCGGCCACCAAGAUCCAGGCGGUCCAUCGUGGGAACGUCGCCCGCAAGGAGACGCAGGGCAAGCAGGAGAAGGCGGCCUGCAAGAUCCAGGACAGGCAGCAGGAAGAAGCGGCGACCAAGAUCCAGGCGGUCCAUCGCGGAAACCUUGCCCGGAAGGAGAAGCACCAGAGCCAGGAAGAGAAAGCUACCUCCAAGGAUCAGGAGGACAGAAGGCAGCAGGAGGAAGCGGCCACAAAGAUCCAGGCACAUCUCAGCGGGAAAGUUGCAGUAUUGGAAGCUUCGGCGGAGACGACCGUCAGAGAGUUCAAGGAGCGGUUGUUAGGUUGGAACUGCGACAAUGAGCUGACGAGAAUGAUCACCUCAGUGGAGAUGAUGGCUGGCAGCAGACAGCUAAGUAAUGAGGAUGAGACUUUGAAAGAUGCAGGGGUGUCUUCAGAAGCUGGCUUGCACGUUGUGUUUCGCCAAAACAUAGUCGAAUGCGCCGGCAAAGGCGAGGCACAUGAUUUUGACCUCGAAUCCGGGAAGACGCUGGUAUGGGUCAACAUCCCGGAAGGUCAUAAGAAAACAAGACAUGGUGCCUUCGAGAACUGUGCAUCUGUGGCAGGUGUCACCAUACCAGAUUCCGUUACUCAGAUUACCCAUCGUGUUUUCGCAUCAUGCGGUUCUUUGAGGAGCGUGACGAUCCCGAGCUCUGUCACUCGGAUUGGUGUGGCGGCUUUUGAAAGAUGCUUCUCUUUGACGAGCGUGGGAAUCCCGAACUCUGUGACUCAGAUUGACCGCCGUGCUUUCGCAGCAUGCACUGCCUUGACGAGCGUGCGGAUCCCGAACUCUCUGACUCAGAUUGGCCCGCAAGCUUUCGAAGCUUGCGGAUCUUUGACGAGCGUAGUGAUCCCGAACUCCGUCAUGCAGAUUGGCCAGGAUGCUUUCCGAGAUUGCAGGUCUUUGACAAGCGUGGCGAUCCCGGACUCUGUCACUAAGAUUGGUGCGUCUGCUUUUGCAGAAUGUAGCUCUUUGACGUCUGUGACGAUCCCGAGCUCUGUAACUCAGAUGGGUGAUUAUGCUUUCUUCGGUUGCAGCUCUUUGACGAGCGUGGCGAUCCCCAACUCUGUCACGCAGAUUGGCCAGGGCACUUUUCAUCAUUGCAGCUCUUUGACGAGCGUGGAGAUCCCGAAAUCUGUGACUGAGAUUGGCCGCCAUGCUUUUGUGGGAUGCAGCUCUCUGACGAGCGUGGUAAUCCCGGACUCUGUCACGCAGAUUUGCCAGGGUGCUUUCACAAAUUGCAGGUCUUUGACGAGCGUGACGAUCCCGGACUCUGUAACUCACAUUGCUGAUUGUGCUUUCACAGGAUGCAGCUUUUCGCGCGCAUGA
Symbiodinium natans is the source of this 2694-nucleotide messenger RNA. NCBI's taxonomy places the organism in Eukaryota, Dinophyceae, Suessiales, Symbiodiniaceae. The record is from the annotation of a GenBank genome assembly.